AUGGCCAUCAAGGGCAACUCUGGCGAGUACAAGGCGCGGAGCCCGCUGGGCAUGGUGAUCGCCGUCCUGCUGUGCUGCUUCUUCUACGUGCUCGGCGCGUGGCAGCGCAGCGGCUACGGCAAGGGUGACAGCAUCGUGGUGGCGGUGACCCGGCAGACGGCCUGCGCCAAUUCAAAAAAAAAAAGCCUCACCGUUGAGAAGGCCGUCCAGAACUGGGUCCAGUACGAGGGCGCCGUAUUCCGUUUUCCCGGCGGCGGCACCCAGUUCCCCCACGGCGCCGACAAGUACAUCGACCAGCUCGCCUCCGUCGUCCCCUUCGCCGACGGCUCCGUCCGCUCCGUCCUCGACACCGGCUGCGGCGUGGCGAGUCUCGGCGCAUACCUAGACUCCCGUGGCGUGAUGGCCAUGUCGUUCGCACCGCGCGACUCGCACGAGGCGCAGGUGCAAUUCGCGCUGGAGCGCGGUGUGCCGGCCUUCAUCGGCGUCCUUGGCUCCGUCAAGCUCCCAUUCCCUCCAAGAUCCUUUGACAUGGCGCACUGCUCCCGGUGCCUCAUCCAGUGGUCCGGCAACGGCGGGAUGUACAUGAUGGAGGUGGACCGGGUGCUCGGGCCGGGCGGGUAUUGGGUCCUCUCCGGCCCGCCGAUCAACUGGAAGGCGAAUCACAGGAAGUGGCAGCGCACGGAGGAGGACCUGGGAGGCGAGCAGAAGAGGAUUGAGGAGUACGCGCAGAUGCUCUGCUGGGAGAAGGUCACCGAGAUGGCCGAGAUUGGCGUGUGGCGCAAGCGGACGGACACGGCAGCGUGCCCGGCCAUGCCGCCGGCGGUCCAGGCCUGCGACCCGGCAAAUCCCGACGACGUCUGGUACAAGAACAUGGAGACGUGCAUCACGCCGUCCACCACUGCCGCCGGAGGAGAACUGCAGUCGUUCCCGGAACGGCUGAAGGCCAUCCCGCCACGCAUAAGUUCUGGCGCCGUCCAGGGCUUCAUCGUGGAGUCGUACGAGGAGGAGAACCGACGGUGGGAGAGGCAUGUGAAGGCAUACAGGAAGGUUAACUACAAGCUCGACACCAAGCGGUACCGGAACAUCAUGGACAUGAACGCCGGCGUGGGCGGCUUCGCGGCGGCGAUCUUCUCCCCCAUGUCCUGGGUGAUGAACGUGGUGCCCACCGCCGCCGAGCUCUCCACCCUCGGCGUCAUCUAUGAGAGGGGUCUCAUUGGCAUCUAUCAUGACUGGUGUGAAGCAUUCUCUACCUACCCAAGAACCUAUGACCUCAUCCAUGCCAACGGAGUAUUCAACAUCUAUAGGGACAAGUGCAAGAUGGAGGACAUCAUGCUGGAGAUGGACCGGAUUUUGCGCCCUGAGGGCACGGUGAUCCUCCGGGAUGACAUCAACGUCCUGCUGCGGGUGGACAAGGUGGCGACGGGGAUGCGGUGGAAGACGAUGAUGGCAAACCACGAGGACAGCCCGCACAUCCGAGAGAAGGUGCUCUACGCUAUCAAGCCCUACUGGACCGCCGACAGCGACAAAAGCUCCCAAGACCAAGAGAAGAAGGCAACCUCUUCUAAGGGCAAGGGCUCAGACUCAGAGCCAUGCCCCCACGCCGCCGCUACUACACGAUCCAGCACCGUCUCUUCCUCCUUGAGCAGGCCCGGAUCUGUAGGGAAGCGAGGGUACCUCUGGAACUGGAGGAGGAUUUCAAGGAGGUUGAGGAGGAGGUGCCGGUGGAGGAGGAAGAGGAGCAGGAGCAGGAGCCGUGCGAAGGACAAGCAGGAGCCGGCGAAGGAAGAGGAGGAGGCACCGCCGCUGAAUGUGGGGGAGGAGGAGGCGCCGAUGAUGGAGGAGGACGUGGGCGUGUGGCCGGAGCAGCAUGCCAUCCUGAAGUCCAUCCGCUUGGAGUCGGCUGCGGAGGCCAGGCGUCGCUGUCGGCAACAAAUGGAGGCGGCACAGGCUCCAGCCAUCACCGACAACGACGAAAUUUGA
Molecule: messenger RNA, 1980 nt
Organism: Triticum turgidum subsp. durum (durum wheat)
Lineage: Eukaryota; Viridiplantae; Streptophyta; Magnoliopsida; Poales; Poaceae
Source: the annotation of a GenBank genome assembly